Molecule: messenger RNA, 16533 nt
Organism: Ambispora gerdemannii
Lineage: Eukaryota; Fungi; Glomeromycota; Glomeromycetes; Archaeosporales; Ambisporaceae
Source: the annotation of a GenBank genome assembly
AUGGAAACCAAAAACAGCUCAUUCAAGGAUAAACUUUCAAAUAACAAAGAAACACUCAAAAACCAUGAAAUAUCCCAAUUUAACCAAUCAACAACAAAACUAGAAUCCGGCAUUUUUGACCCAUUAUUCACAAACUUAAUUACUUCAACAGAGAAGCUAAUAUCUAAGAUCAAUGAAAUCAAAACGAAGAAUCCAUUGCAGUUUAUUAUCAACACCCAACAACAAAAAAUAUUAACGGAAUUUAUAUCCUAUUUUGAAAAUGAUAAUGAAGAGGAUAAUAAUAAAAAUGAAUAUCUGAUUUCACCAUUAUUUUCCUGCGUUUCUGAAUUACUAUUAAUUCCUGAUCUUACCAUUCAUAUCGCAAAUUUCUUUCGACCAUUAUUAAUUGAUUUGGUCGCGAGAUGGUUAUUACUACCACAAAAUAAUCAUAAAAAUGCCGAAACUUUCGAUAAUUCGUUUGAUACUACCAAUGAUAAUAGUCUAGUGUCUAGAGUCGAAUGCGUCGCACAUGCUUUUAGUAUUUUAUUACCGAUCGCGCCUCAAUUAAAAAGGCAAGCUUUUGUUACUUAUAACGCUUUGGCAGUUUCCUUCUUUACGUGUUCACCAUCACUAUUUGAGAGAUUUAAUUUUUACGAAUCAAAUAACAAAAAUGAGAUAUCAAUAGAAUACCUGCAAAAUCUUUUAGUAACUUCCUUUCGACUAUUAAACUUUUCAAAAAACACGUUUUCACAACUAUGGGAUUGGUCUCCUCUAUAUAAAUUACUAUCUCAUUCGAAUCUUUCGAUUCGAUAUCUGGUGAUAUGUUGUCUAAGUUAUGUACUUAAUAUGAAUGAUAGCCAGAGGCAUCAGGCUUUUGAAAGAUGGGUUGCAGAUUCGGAAAAUAGUGAAAAAAUGCUAGUGGAAUGGGAAAACGGGCGAAUUUUAGACCUUGGAAUGUUAACAUUAAUAGAGCAAGAAAAUAUUGCGUCAGAGCAAUUAUCUCUAUUUAAUAAUGAUUUUAAUCAUCAAAAAGAUCUCCAAAAAUAUCGAUUCUUUAAGGAAUCAAAUUUAUCUUCAAAUAUUAUUAAUCUUUGUGGAGUUUUACUUCCAAAGUUUCAUCAUAAUAACGCGUCAUCAUCAUCGUUUGUUAAUAAUUCAUCAUCAAAGGAAUUACAAAGACUUGUUGCGACAAAGACUACGCAGUGUAAUAUCAAUUCAAUCGCUUUAGCCAUUUCUAUUGGUGCUCCUGUUUUGCUCGAAGGAAUAAUAGGUUCAGGGAAGACUGCAUUAGUGGAAGAAGUUGCCAAUGUAACAAAUAGAGCCGAAACGCUUCUUCGAAUACAUAUUGGAGAUCAAACCGACUCAAAAAUAUUGCUUGGCACCUAUGUUUCUACGUCUACCCCAGCUUCUUUCAGAUGGCAGCCGGGUGUAUUAACGACAGCUGUACGCGAAGGUCGAUGGAUUCUAAUAGAAGAUAUCGAUCUCGCCCCAUCCGAAGUUAUUUCAGUCUUAAUUCCAUUACUAGAAACGCGUCAACUUUUUAUUCCUAGCAGAGGCGAAGUAAUUAAGGCAAAAGAAGGUUUUCAAAUAUUCGCCACUAAGAGUCUGUUGCCAGAGAAAGCAAUUCUAAACGACAAGAAUAUUCGAUCGAUAAAAUAUUCUAAUAGCAACAAUAUUAUGGGCUAUAAUCUCUGGACAAAAAUUAAAAUUGAUAAUCUUGAUUUUGAGGAAUUAGCUCAUAUCAUUAAUAUUCGAUUUCCUAAUUUACAAGAGUUAUCGUCUAGUAUAAUGCAUGUGUUUAAAUCUAUCACUUUAUUAUACGAAAAGUUUAAUUCUUCUGGAAUGAGAUCAUUGUCGGCUAUUAGAUUUACUUCAACGCGUGAUUUAAUGAAAUGGUGCUAUAGAAUUAGCAUCUUAAUAGGAAACAAGCGAGAAAUUAUCACAUCCGAGGGACUUGAUCAAAAAAUCCGUGAGGAUCUUUUCAGUGAAGCAGCAGAUUGUUUUUGCGGAAUGAUUUCUGAUUAUGAAGAUUGGAUAAAAGUAUUAGAAUAUGUCGGUGAGGCAUUGUUGAUACCAAAAGAGCGCGUACGAUCAUAUGUAAACGCGUAUAUUCCAACAUUGAAUGUCAGUAAAUACCUGAUUACGAUUGGUCGUGCAAAUUUAAAACCUUUUGACAGUAAUAGCAAACAGAAUAAAUUACUAUUAUCAAAAUCAAAAAAAGGAAAUCGAUCAAUUUUUGCGAACACAUCACACGCAUUAAGAUUACUUGAAAAAAUAGCAGUAUGCGUGUAUUUAUGUGAACCGAUUCUUUUAGUGGGCGAAACAGGAACAGGCAAAACUACUGUAGUACAACAUUUAGCUGAUUUAUUGCAGCAGAAGCUCGUGGUGGUUAAUUUAUCACAACAAAGUGAUAGUAGUGAUUUACUCGGAGGAUUUAAACCGGUCGAUGCCAAAGUCCUUGCAACACCAUUAAAGGAAGAAUUUGAUGUUCUUUUCGAAAGAACUUUCUCUAUAAAACGAAAUCCAAAAUUUUUGGAUAUGGUAAGAAAAAUGUAUGUCACAAGAAAAUUUGAAAAAUUUGCUACAUUAUUAAUGCAGGCUGUUGAAAUGGCCGAGAAACGAUUUAAUAAUGAAUUUGAUCGGGAAGAGAAUAACAACAAUAAAUCUUCGAAAUCAGCGAGUCCAGAAUUAAGGCAACGAUGGAAAAUUUUCGCUGAUUCGGUGAAUAAAUUUCAAUUCCAGUAUACACAGAUUCGAGGAAAAUUAAUGUUUAGUUUUGUUGAAGGAACGUUGGUCAAGGCUGUGAUUGACGGCGAUUGGAUUCUAUUGGAUGAGAUUAAUAUGGCAUCAACAGAAACGCUUGAAUGUCUCAGCGGAUUGCUGCAAGAUUCUCAAGGUUCAAUCUUAUUAACGGAAAAAGGAGAUACUGAAAGGAUAAAGCGUCAUCCUAAUUUUCGGAUAUUCUCUUGUAUGAAUCCUGCAACAGAUGUGGGAAAACGAGAUUUACCACCUGCUUUACGUAAUCGCUUUACUGAAUUCUAUGUCCAUCCUCCUGACACAAAUCAAGAUGAUUUAAUUGCAUUUGUUAAACAAUAUCUCAUGGGAUGCUUGCACGGCGAUGAACACGUUCCUAUGGAUAUUGUCGAAUUUUAUUUGGCAGCUAAGAAUUUAUUAAAGGAACACAAACUUGCGGAUGGUGCUAACCAACGACCACACUUUAGUAUGAGAACACUUGCUCGUGCUUUAAUCUACGUCAAACAAAUUAUGCCAGUUUAUGGGCUUCGACGUUCAAUAUACGAAGGAUUCUGUAUGACUUUUUUGACGCAAUUGAAUCAAGAAAGCGAAAUAACUAUGCGUGGAUUAAUUGAAAAUUUCUUAUUAAGGGGAGUUAAGAAUCCACGUGAAUUGAUUUCUCGAAUUCCGCGUGAACCUACCAUCGAUCUAAACGGAAACUUUAUUCAGUUUGGAUAUUUUUGGCUUGAACGUGGAAUUUAUCCGAUCGAGGAAAUGCCACAUUAUAUAUUGACAAAAUCAGUUAAAGAAAAAUUAAAUAGUCUGGCAAGAGUGAUUACUAGUAAAAAAUUUCCGGUAUUAAUUCAAGGACCAACUUCUGCCGGAAAAACUAGCAUGAUUGAGUAUUUGGCAAAAAGAACCGGUCAUCGAUUUGUCCGAAUAAACAAUCAUGAACAUACGGACUUGCAAGAAUAUCUCGGAACAUAUGUUUCUAAUAGUGAAGGAAAAUUAGAAUUUCAAGAAGGUGUGCUAGUUGAAGCACUAAAGAAUGGAUAUUGGAUAGUUCUCGACGAAUUAAAUUUAGCUCCUUCAGAUGUUCUUGAGGCAUUAAAUAGACUUCUCGAUGACAAUAGGGAACUAUUGAUUCCGGAGACUCAGCAAGUUGUUGAACCUCACAAAGAUUUUAUGUUAUUUGCUACACAAAAUCCUCCAGGAUUAUACGGUGGACGAAAAGUUUUAUCGCGCGCGUUUCGUAAUCGAUUCCUGGAACUUCAUUUCGAUGAUAUACCCGAUGAGGAAUUGGAAACUAUUCUUUCAGAGAGAUGUAGAAUCGCUCCUUCAUAUGGUAAAAAACUUGUUCAAGUAUAUAAACAAUUGAUGGAGAAACGACAGGGAACAAGGAUUUUCGAACAAAAGCAUGGCUAUAUUACUCUAAGAGAUUUAUUUCGUUGGGCUGGAAGAGGAGCUAUCAGUUAUCAGGAAUUAGCUGAACACGGUUAUAUGUUGCUAGCUGAAAGAAUACGAAAACCCGACGAGAAACUUGUAGUCAAGAAUGUUUUAGAAACAGUUAUGAAAGUAAAGAUUAAUGAGGAAUUAUUGUAUGAUUGCGCUAAUCUGAAUGAAUAUCAACAAUACUUGAGCUCGAUCAAGCAACUCGAUAAAAAUGAUAUCGUAUGGACGAAAUCAAUGAAAAGAUUAUUCACGCUUGUGUCUCAUUGUCUAAGGUUCAAUGAGCCCGUUUUGUUAAUUGGCGAAACUGGAUGUGGCAAAACGACAGUAUGUCAAAUGAUUGCACAAGCGAAAAAUAAAGCGAUACACAUUGUAAAUUGCCAUCAAAAUACUGAGACUUCGGAUUUACUUGGAGGUCAGAGGCCCGUGAGAAAUAAAGCGAACUUUAAUGCAGAACUAAAAAAUGAUUUAAUUACAUUUAUGAGCAUGCAUCUAUCGUCACAAGAAACUAUUACAAAUGAUUUGGAAUUAGAUCAGUUAAUCUCUUUGUUUGAAAGUGGCAUAAAAGGGAAUAAAGUCAUGCCGAAUAAUCAUGAAAUUGUAUUAUCAUUACGAGUAAGAUGUCAACAAGCCCGAGCAUUAUUUCAAUGGUAUGAUGGACCAUUGAUUAAAGCCAUGGGAAAAGGCGAACUCUUUCUGUUAGAUGAAAUUUCUUUGGCAGAUGAUUCGGUAAUAGAACGGUUAAAUAGUGUACUCGAGUCAAAUCGAUUACUCGUAUUACCAGAGAAAGGUGGUCGAUGCGUCGAAGAAUUAAAUGCCCACGACGAAUUUCAAUUUCUUGCUACGAUGAAUCCUGGCGGUGAUUACGGUAAGAAAGAAUUAUCACCCGCUUUAAGAAAUCGAUUCACUGAAAUCUGGGUUCCUCCCGUAACUGAUCGUGAUGAUUUAUUGAAAAUUAUCACCACACAAUUCAAUAAUUCAACUUUACUUGGAUAUGGAGAAUGUAUUCUUGCGUUUAUUGAAUGGUAUUAUUCCCAAUCUGUUGGAAAGACUCGAGAAAUAAUGAGUUUAAGGGAUAUUUUGACUUGGGUUACUUUUAUGAAUAUUAUUACCACGUUGGAUGAAAAGUUCAAACAAUCUGUUGCAUUUAAGCAAGGUGGAUGUUUAGUGUUGUUGGAUAGAAUUGGAUCAGAUUUAUCGAGUUCAGAUGUAGUGUUUAAAAACUUUCGUGAAAAAUGUAUCAAAAAGUUAUCACAACUCGUGGAAGAUGACGAUGAAAUUGUAGAUAAUUUUGAGAAUAAAAUUAUUUCAGCUGAAACUCAUUUUGGCAUUAAUCCUUUUUAUAUCGAAAGAGGUCCUUUAAAUACUGGUCAUGAUACAGUCAAAUUUCAGUUGCAGGCUCCAACAACAUUUGAUAAUGCUUUUCGAGUGCUGCGUGCCAUGCAACUCAAAAAGCCAAUUUUACUUGAGGGUAGUCCAGGGGUUGGAAAAACAAGUUUAAUUUCAGCUUUGGCAGCUGCAUCUGGUCAUCGACUUGUCCGCAUUAAUCUUUCAGAACAAACUGAUCUAAUGGAUCUAUUUGGUUCUGAUUUGCCAGUCGAAGGAGGCCAUGGUGGUGAAUUCGCAUGGCGAGAUGCUCCCUUUUUGCAGGCGAUGCAAACUGGAGAUUGGGUAUUAUUGGAUGAAUUGAAUCUUGCAUCUCAAUCAGUACUUGAAGGUCUAAAUUCUUGUUUAGAUCAUCGUGGUUCGGUCUAUAUACCUGAAUUAGAUAUGGAAUUUAGCUGUGCUAGCGAAUUUCGAGUAAUUGGCGCUCAAAAUCCAUUUCAACAAGGAGGCGGACGAAAAGGAUUACCAAAAUCUUUUGUUAAUCGAUUCAUCAAAGUUUACCUCGAACAGCUCACAAAAGAAGACAUGAUCUAUAUAUCACAAAGUUUAUUCUCAGAAAUUGACUUGUCAACUUUGUCUCGAAUGAUAGAGUUCAAUACGUGUAUCUAUGAAAGUACCAUGAUUCGGUGUGAGUUUGCUCGUAGAGGAGGUCCUUGGGAGUUUAAUCUUCGUGACGUAAUUCGUUGGUUAGAACUUAUGCGGAAAGAUUCGGGAUUAGAUUUUAAAGCUAAACCUAGUAAUUACUUGGAUCUACUUUACCUGCAAAGAAUGAGAACCGCUGAAGACAAGGAUUAUGUUAUUUCAAUAUACAAUCAAAUUUUUGACUCGGAAAUAUACGAGUCACCAAAACAACCUAGUUUUCAUAUCGAUACCAAUUACCUGCAAAUUGGAAAUUCUAUUCUUCCAAGAAAUACUUCUCGUAUGAAUAGCAUAACCUUAGAAAAUCAAUUGCAUUUACUGCAAUCGGAUUUACAACCUUUACAGGCAAUCAUGAAAUGUGUAGAGAUGAAUUGGAUGGUCAUCUUGAAUGGUCCUGAAGCUUCCGGUAAAACAUCCAUGAUUCGAUUAUUGGCUCAAUUGACCGACAACCAUUUGGAAGAAUAUGCAAUGAAUAGUGGCGUGGAUACUGUUGAAUUAUUGGGCGGAUUUGAACAAUUGGAUUUGGCAAGACAUCGUCGCUCUUUCUUGGAAGAAUUAAGUGAAUUGUCGUAUAAAUUCAUUAAAAGUUUGUUAUUACUAAGAGAAUCUGAGUCGUCUUCUUCAAUGACGAUAGAUAUGCAAAAGCAACAGGUUUUGCAUAUUAUUAGUCAGUUGAAUGAUUUGUUAUUUACCUUAGAGAAUCAGUAUAAAUUAAGUUCGGAUCAAAAGCAAACUAUUGAUUAUGGAAUAAUUGAUCGAAUUCUCGAAAUUGUUGAUCAGAAUAUAACAAAUUUCGAAUUAUUCGAAUUCAAUUCAUAUUAUUCAAAAGUAUCUCAAAGAAUAAUGACAUUAAAACAAUUAGAAAAUGAGUCGGUUUCUGGACGCUUUGAAUGGAUUGAUGGAGUGCUAAUCAACGCUCUAGAAAAUGGUCAUUGGCUUCUAAUCGAUAAUGCGAAUCUCUGCAAUCCAUCCGUGCUAGAUCGUUUGAAUCCCGUAAUAGAGCCCAACGGAUUCCUGUUGUUGAAUGAACGAGGACAGGAUGAUAACGGCAACCUGAAAGUCAUACGACCACACAAAAACUUCAGAUUAUUCAUGACUGUUGAUCCGCGAAAUGGUGAGUUAUCACGCGCCAUGCGGAAUCGUGGCGUUGAAAUAUCUUUAUUGAAUGCCGAUUGGUCCAAAAAUCCACGAGAUUUGAUUAAACUGGCUAACGGAAUUGGUUUUCGUGGAGAAGAGUUACCAUUACUGGUUGGAGGGAUUCAUAAAGAGAUGGAAAGAAUCUCAAAAAAUAUCAGUCCAAGAAAUUAUUUGAAAUUUGUUCAAAUUGUGCUCGAGCGAUUACAACGCGGUGAUGGAUUAAAAUCUGCGUUACAGAAUACUUCAAGACAAAUCUAUGAUACAUUAGACUAUGAAAAAGAUUAUAUUUUUCUUGAAAAAUUCGAUACAGACCGGGUGUUAUCAAAGGAGACAACUUUGAUCAAUUCGUUAUCGCCUACCAACUGUCCUUUAUUUAUUGGCGGAAAUAUAUUCAGAGAAGAAUCAACUAUUGGAAGAAUUUUACUUCAUGGCGCGUAUCUUUAUUAUUUAUUGCAGAAACGUCUUCUCGAUAUUACUGAAAAUAUUGAUAGUGAUAUUAUUGAACGUUUUGCGAGUGCACAUUUACUGGAAAAUAUAUCUCCAAAUGACUAUACUAUGUGCACACGAUGGUUAAAUUAUUUAUCUUCGAAUAUGAAGUCUGGUAUUGUACCAGAACAUGGCUCUAUAAAGAUACUUCAUUUCUUACAUGGGAAUCUAUUUCAACAUCCUGUGGCUGCACAAAUUGUCGAAUAUAAACGUCAAUUAGCUAAAAUGGUCAACUUGGACGAGAGAUUUAUUGCAAAUCAGCCAUUCGACAUUACAAAUAAUCCGGAUCUAGUAAAAAUAUUUGUUAACGGGAUGGAAAAUAACGAAAUAAUCCGUACACUAUGGAAUGCGUACUUGAUUAAAAUUAAAGAAUUCGAACUAUUAACGCGCGUAAAACGUGAUGAAUAUAUUGAGAAUGUUAAUUAUCAGCAAGUAGCUCGUAAAAAGGCCUCGCGAUUAUCUAUAGUUCAACAAUCUUAUUUGUAUCAAAUUGAGAAACAACAACAGCAACUACCGGCGAAUUAUAAUAAUAAUGAAAAAUUAGAACAUCCAGUGAUGGUUGCGAUUUACCCAUUUUUUGAGAGGUUUAGACGAUUGAUUGAUGAUUUUCUAGAGAACAAAGUUUUUUAUAACACUGAGAUGUUCUUAUUCAUCCACAAAUUCUUGGACUAUCGUGAAUUCUUUUGGCGACAAUGUACCUCCACCGCCACUACCAAACUUAAUCUCGGAAAUGUUAAAACCUGCCUCGCCUUUAUGCACCGGCUCUCUAAAGAAUUUCUUCAAACAUUUGGAGUCGGCGGUGAGAAAUUAGUUCUUCCGCUUUUAGACCUGGUAGAUACGCUACGAAAAGAGGUUGAUGUGAACACGGGAAUAUCAAUGAAUUUGCUGUGGAAAAGAUUUCAUCCGGUCAUGAUUACUAGGAUGGAGUUUUAUGAGUUGGAACAAGAGUUGCGUGGUGUUGGUGGGGAGUUGUUUGAUUUUUAUGAUGAGAGUAGGCAAGGUGAUCAAAAAUUAAUGAUGAUGAAUAUGACCAGAGUAGAUUUAGAAUCGAAAAGAAUGUUGAUUGAUGCUAUCGUCACUUUAUAUUUCAUUGACGAGAAUUACCAUUCAGUCCCUGAAUCGCGUGAAUUAUUCGCUUCCAUUCAAAAAACCCCAUCUCAACAACCUAAACAACACCUUUAUUCUAUUUUUGAUUUCAUGAGCAUUGUGAAAGAGAUGCAGAUCCUCGUCAAACUUCAAUUGCUUGGAUCAUUUGAAGAGCCUGAUCUUGAUAAGGAUAAACUUUACCCGAUACUCGACGAACUUUACAAACUUCUCGAGUUUUCAAUACAGAAGUCCACGAGAUCUCCACUAGAUUUUGUCCCUCAUCAACGACUGUUGUGGAUUUAUGGGCGUGAUUCGAAUGUACCGAGUGAAAAAGCCGCAUCCAUAUACACCAACAUUGUUCAAGAAAUACUAUGUGGAUGGCAAGCUCGAUUAUGGCAAAUAAGUUUCAAUGAGUAUUUUUCGAUGGAAAAAAAAAUCCCGGCGACGUUUGGUACUAUAAGUGAAGGUCCUUCGCGACUAUUUCAAAGUGUGUUUGCUGGUUGCUAUUUUAAUUACGCUAAUUCCUUGGAACAAAUGUCGAUUGGAUCAUACGACGAGAACUUUUCUUGUCUGAAUGAAUUCGCGAAACAGGUCGUAGCUGAAAUGUCUUAUUACGUUAACAGACGCCAAAUUGAUCUCGCUUGCUUGAUUCUUCAGUUGGUUCAGAUCCUAGUAACUCACCGUGAAAAAUUUGACGCUGGGACAUUUCACAAUCUAUCCGGAACGCUUGAGAAUUUGACGUGUAAUACCGUACCAACAUUGCUUUCUGAAACAAAUAGCAAUGAUAUAAUCAAUCAUGUUACUGACGAUGAUAAAUACAUCAAUCGCACACAUUCAUUAUCUGUUGAGAUGUCAUCAGUUACUUUAUCUUCGCUUCAAAUGACAGAAAAAAUUCUCAAAGAAGCCAGUGUCGUUGAUUCGAAAUUCCACGAAAUGAUAAACUCGUAUUUUAUCCCAGCUAUUCAAUUAAUUCAUCAGAUAAUUUCUCGCCAGCUAGAUGAAAUGACAGUCAACACCAGCAAUGAUAAUAACCUGAACACUCUCAUGGGAAAAACGUGGACACUAUUGUCACUCGGUUUUAUUGCUUUAUACGUUCCAGAUUAUCCGACCGAUCCAACCUCAGAAUCUCGUCUAACCCACGACUUCCUCAACAAUAAACAACUUAACCUAGAAACUGAGAUUCAAGUUCGUGAAAAGAUACAGCAAUACAUCACCGGGGAAUCAACAAAUUCUAUUAUCGAUAAUCGAAGAAAAGAAUUAGAGGUUGUCUUACAAGAGUUGAAAUUGACUAAAAUAAACAUGACACUACGGCCAGAUAAAUAUGAUCAUGCACUUACCGACCUGUUCAAGCAUAUCCGUUAUCUAUGUGAUAAUGUGGUUGACAUGAAACAUAUGAAUGAGCUUUUGAUGGACCUUAAGAAACCAAUUUACCACAAUGAUUUAUCGAUAUAUCAACGAGAAGCUUUAUUCCAAAGUAAAACUUUUCAGUUUAUUAAUCGACUUUCGAAAAAUUAUCCUCUUUUCCGAGAUAUCACGCAUCCAUUAAUUACCGCAGUAUAUCAAUUGAAAUACGGAGUACGAAUAAUCGCUGCACAUUCAAGAAUUAUUUCAAAUGAUCACGAUGACCACGAUAACAACCUUCACUAUGAAAACAAUAACACAAAUUUCUUGCACUCUAUUCUGAUGGCUUUAUUAAAAAUCUCAAGAACAAUGAACAACUCCACAAAAGAUCUCGAUCAUUCCAUCGAAAAGCUCUGUUCCCAAGAAACAAUGCCUCGUCUAAAACGAAUAAUAUUUCAAAAUUAUUCUUCCCCAAUGAACUCUGAACAAUAUCUUCAAUACCUUAUCACCGUUCUCAAAUGUGUAUAUUACCGUGUCGUUUCGCGUGGAAAGUUUUUCGUUGAUAAGGAUUUGGAAACUAUUGACAAAUUGUAUUCUGAAAUUGCGAGUGUGUAUGCUGCUGCGCAAGAUUAUCAACGUAAAAAAACGGAGGAGACUGAAAAUUUAUAUAAGCAAAAGGCUAAAACUCAGUCUACUGUCUUUAGAGAUGAUGAUGACCAUUCGGCUGUUGAGUAUGAAGUCAAAAAAUUGUUUCCUGAUUUCAACAGAGAGUAUCGCGAGUUUCAAGAAAAUGAAAAUGGUGAUGAUGAUGAUAAAGAGAAUUCUAAUAGUGAAUCAUUGGAGCUUUUCCCUGAGAGUUUAGAUUUUGAGAUGCAAUCAACGCAAAUGCUCGGCACAUUCAUUCUUAAAGACUGGUUAUCAAAUGGUAACCAACAAGAUUUUAAAAUAGUAUUCGAUAAUUACAACAACAAUAAGAAUGAACAAAUUUAUGAUUUCUAUCGAGAUCCGAAUUUAAAUGAAGCGAAAAAAUUAAAUCCUAUCUUAUCAGAAUUCCAAACAAGAAUAAAAGAUUUACUCGAAGAAUGGCCAGAUCACGCCGUCCUACUACAACUCUACGAGAUCAGCAUACGGAUCAAAAGUUUCGCUCUGAAUUCACCAAUUGCAAAAUUUUUGACAGGUCUUGAACUGCUCUUACAAAAAUCCGCAGAAUGGGAAGCUUACGCGAGCAGCCGGGUCUCGCUCAAAGUUCAACUUGACCAAAUUACCUGUCUUAUCGUUGCCUGGAGACAAUUAGAGUUGAAUUGUUGGCCGAAUUUGUUGGCUGCUCAAGAUAAAUAUUAUGCUGAAUCUGCAUACCAGUGGUGGUUUCAUCUUUACAAUUGUGUUGUUUCUUCUGCAAUUGAUAGGUUCAAGGGUCAAGUUAUCGCGAAAGAAGAGAUUACAAAAUAUAUUACGCAAAUUGUCGAGUCACUUGAUCAGUUUUUGCAAUCUUCGAAAUUGGGAGAUUUCCCGGCUCGACUUGAUUUAAUUCAUUCUUUUUAUCUCCACUUGUGUGUAAAUCUCGAAUUUCAAAAAGCACCGAAGGAAAGAGAUGAUCAAGAAGCAGCAGCUACUAUUUCAAGUUACUAUAAUCAAGCAGCUGACGCUUUGUAUAAUGUCUACAAAUACUAUUCACAAUUUUUAUUUCAACAUGACAAAAGCUUGGCGGAAAUGCGUAAACCAAUCGAAAAAGAUCUAAAAGACUUUGUAAAACUUGCGAGCUGGAAAGAUAUCAACAUUUACGCAUUGAAACAGAGUGCACAAAAGACACAUCGACAUCUGAGUAAAUGCAUUCGAAAGUAUAAGCAAGUAUUGGAUAAACCUAUUACCGAAAUUAUCACAGCAUAUCAAUCGAGUUCAUCAUCCAACAACACCACCUCAAAUGCAAUAACAACAUUUCCAGAACUCUCUUCCAAUCAAGAAAAUUGGAUUUAUAAACUCUUGCCUGACCCGCCAUCUCCACAAGUACGGGAAUUGUUAGAUCUGUCGAAUAGUAAACGCAUUUGGGCAAUACCUGAACGAUUCAUAAAUAUUAAUCAGACUCUUGAGAAACUUUAUUCUUACUGCAUCAAUGAUAUAUUCGUAAAACGUCCGACUUACCAAAGAGCCCUUGAUGAAUUUGCCACUCAACUUAUUUUACGUAUUAAAUCGCUUCAAGAGGAGACGCCAGCUCUAAUGAAUGACGAAAAUAAAAGUUCAGUAAAGGCUUUAAAGAUGAUCAAAAAGAAAGCUUUGGUUGAUCUUUUAAAAGAGCUGAAAAGACUUGGUCUCGAUCCAUUCAUGAAAAGUAAACGCGUUGAACAGCAACAAAAUUUGGUUGGUUAUUUACUUCAACUUCCACGAUUGAAUUUUGAAAAGGCUAUGGAAUCAAAGCGAUUGAAAUCAGCAAUAACAACUACUCAUCAAGCAACUCAAGAUAUCGAAUCUUUGAAAAAAGCUGAUGAUUAUUAUUAUCGAAUCGUGGCUCGAAUGACGCAUCUACGAUACGUGGCAAACAAUCCGUCUCGUGACUUGACCUCUCUAGAGAUCCGAAAAGGUCUUAGUUUCACUGAAGAUCUGUUACACUUGAUUAUUGCGGAGAGAUUGACGUUGCAUCAAGUCGAACAAAAAUUUACCUAUAUUUUUAGAUCAGGAUCUCAGUUCGAAAGAAUUUAUACCUCGUAUCAUGCUGCAGCUUUCAACAACAAUGAUGAUAUUAAUGAUGAAUCCAAGUUAUCCUUAUCUUUGAAUAAAAUCGACGAAAAGGCAUUUUGUGCACACAAAGAAUUCUUGGAUGAUUUGGUUAACUCGUUAGCUUAUGCUUGUCUAAUUAUUAAUAUACAAAAAGAAUUUCUUGCUGGCAGUGAAGAUGUUGAUGUUAUGGGUUCGACUGAUUCUCAAUAUCAAAGUCGAUUGUCAAAUUGGCUUGAUCGAAUGAUUAAAACUAGAGAAGAUGUUCUCGUAAUCUAUGAACAAGUGAUAUUGCACCCAUCUUUUACCAAUGCACACAAAGCUUUCAUCACUGAAGAUAUAAUCAUCAAAAUUCAAAAUAAUAUGAAAACAGUAAACUUACUUUACGAUUUCGUCGAGAAUUUGUGCCAUCGUAUUCCUCAAUCGCGGCAUUUCCUCUUAUCGAUUGUUAACUGUAUUGGCUUAUAUAAGAACAGAUAUCAUCAUUCGAAUGAAGCAGUUUUACUUGAUGAUGAAGAUGAUGAGACCACAUGUGUAAUCGAUGAACUUUUGCAUAUGACUAAUGGUUUAGUUGAUGCUGUACUUUUAACGGUUCAAAAUCUUUUGAAAAUGGAAAAAGAUAAAAAAGCAACAAAACAAGAGUAUCAACCAUUAGCUAACAAUAACAGCAACGAUGAAACUAAGGCACAAAUAAUUGAUGAUAUGCCCGAUGGAUUUAUUCGAUCCGAGCAUCAAAUAUUCGUCGAAAUAAUCACCCGGUUGAAUCUCAAUGCCUUUAUAGAUUGUUAUGAUGCAAUUCACGAAACACUAUCUAUAAUUUUUGACGACCACCAUAUCAAUACCAAAAAGAAUCGACAUUUACUCACCUUUUUGAUUCAACGAAUAUUUCCAUUCAUAAAACAAUACAUUCUACUUUUACAAUACUAUCUGUCACAACUUUUCAUUCAUCACAAAUCAAUCUGCAAACUUGCAUACGUGUUGAUAAAUUCAUUCACUACGAUCUUUAUGAAAGGUUUUUGUAUGCCAGAUCAGGAAACUGAAAAUUGUGAAGGUGGUACAGCACAAGAUGGAGUCCAAGGCACCGGGAUUGGAGAAGGCGAAGGAAGUAAAGACGUGAGUGAAGAGAUUGAGGAUGAAGAGCAAGUGCUGGAUGAACAAAUCGGAAAGCUUGAUGAUUCUGAUCCUGAUGUCGUCGACGAAAAAAUGUGGGGAGACGAUUCUGCUGAAGGUGUUGAUGAUAAUGGGAAGACGAUUGAUCACGAACAAACGAAUGAUCAGGAUGGCGAGACUGAGAUUGUUGCUAAAGAUAAUGAAAAUCAAGAUAAUGAGUCAAAGAAACAAAAAGAUUUGCAACAAGAGACAGAAACGAACCGAGAUGUAAAUGUAAACUUGGAAGAACAGGAAAAAGAGUUUAAUGAAGCUGAACAGGAUGUUGGCGAUGAUGAAUAUAAUAAUAAUGAACGAAAUGAGCAAUCAUUAAUUGAAGUUCCAGAAGCUGAAACUCUAGAGCUACCAGAUGAGCUAAGGAUGGACGAAGGUGGCGACAUUCCCAAUGAGCCAGAAGAAAAUCAAAUUCCGGAAGGAAACCUGGAUGAUGCUUUUGGAAAUAUGGAUAUCGAUGAACCAGAGAUGACGGGGUCAGAAGAAAAUGUACAAGAAGAAACUAUGAUGGAGGAUGUGCUCGAUGAAGAGAUAAUACAAGAAGAUAAAGAUGACCGAGAAAGAUCUAAAGACAAAUUGGAUCAAUGUCCAAGAAAUCUCAAAGAUGACGAUAACUUGCAAGAUCCGGAUAAUAAAGAACCAUCUGCGAUACAGAACACCACGAAAGAACAAACAACAUUGCAAGAUAUUCAAUAUAAAAAUCAGCAUUCUUUUGGGGUCGAAGGCGAAGUUGGCAAAACUACUGAAUUGUCAACAGGAGAAAAUUCAUCUACACAGAAAGAAAAUCGGACUCUGGAUUUUGAUCUUAAUAAUUCGGUGCAAAAUGAUGUUGAUCAACUAAUGGGUAUUACAAGUAACGAGCAUAAGCAAAAUGCAACUCAAAUUAAUAAAGAUAACGAAGGUGAAAGGCAAGAAAGUAAAAAACCGAAGGCUGAAGAAAAAAUACAGGAUGCCAAUCCUCAUCGUAGUUUAGGCGAUGCGAUGGAGCAAUGGCGCAAACGACUCAAUAUUAAUGAUAUAGAUAAUUCGGUUACCGAGAACCACGAACCUGAUCAGGAAGACCAGCAAAAAGAAAAUCACAUUAACGAUGAAAAGAUGUUUGAGUAUCUGAAAGACGAUGAAACAUCACAUGAUAUGCAGACAAUGGGCCCUGCUACAGAAGAUCAAACUCGAGAAAUGGGUAUAAUUGGUGCAAUAGAUGAUGGCGAUGAAGAUAUGUAUCAGAAUUCUGAGCACGCUGUCGAGGAUAUUGAAUUGGGUAUCGAUAACACGCCUCCUGAAAAAGAUCUAGAGACUUUUGAAAAAGAACUUGGUAAUAAUAAUCUUGAGACUCGAGAGGGAAUGGGAGGAGCUAUCCUAAACAAAAGAAUAAAAGAUUUAGAGAUUCAUCAAAGUGAAAAUGAUCACGAAGAGGAUAAAUCUGUUUCUCAAACUAUGGACAAGUCUAAUAUGAUUCAUGCGCCAAUUCCUCAAGAACAAUUUGUUAAUAUGCGAGAUUACCUAGAAAUGGAAUUAUCAGAAUGGCGCGAAAAUGGUCGUGAUGCCACUCAAGCUCGAGAUCUCUGGCAAAAAUAUGACAGCCUAACACAUGAGCUUGCAAACGGCCUCUGUGAACAACUUCGAUUAAUUCUCGAACCGACAAUGGCCACGCGACUUAAAGGCGACUAUAAAACGGGAAAACGGCUCAACAUGAAAAAAAUUAUUCCCUAUAUUGCCAGUGACUUCAAAAAAGACAAAAUCUGGCUUCGACGUACAAAACCAAGUAAACGACAGUAUCAAGUGAUGAUUGCAGUUGACGAUUCAAAAUCAAUGUGUGAAACUCACUCGAUACAACUCGCCUAUGAAACUCUUGCGUUAAUUUCUAAAGCUUUAUCACAACUUGAAGUUGGUGCAAUCUCGAUUGUGAGUUUCGGUAAAGAUGUUCGUAUUUUGCAUCCUUUCGAUCAACCGUUUACUGCGGAAGCGGGGGCAAAAGUACUACAACAGUUUACCUUUGAACAGGAUAAAACACUUGUCAGAUCAUUAAUGGAUACUACAAUCGGCCUGCUGAAACACGCAAGAGUCAAUAAUAUAGGUACAAGUGGUGGUGCAUCACGAAAUACCGAACUUUGGCAAUUACAAAUUAUCAUAUCCGAUGGUGUCUGCGAAGAUCACGAAAGUCUUAAAACGUUGGUUAGACAAGCGGCCGAAGCUCAAAUUAUGGUCAUCUUUAUUAUCGUGGACAAUAAACCUAACGAAAAGGAUUCUAUUAUGUCCAUGAAUCAUGUUAAAUACAGUCAAGUUGAUGGACGAAUGAUGCUUAGAAUGCAAAAAUAUUUAGACACUUUUCCAUUUGAUUAUUAUGUAGUAUUGCGUGAUACUAAUGCAUUGCCUGAGACUUUGGCAGAUGCAUUGAGACAAUACUUUAGCGUAGUAGGCAAUUUAUAG